AUGCCAGAAAACUGCGCUUUCUACAAUUGUCCGUAUAGUAGACGAUACGAAGGCUUGAGUUUAUUUAAAAUUCCAAGUAUAAAAUCAUCAGACUCGGAACACACAUCGCGAAUCAAAGCCGAGGCAAGCAACGCUUGGAAAACUGCCAUCCUUCGAACGCGUCAAGAAACGAGUGAACUCAAAGAAAGGUUUGCAAAAAACAAUAUUUUUCUUUGUGAACAUCACUUCGAAGCAGAGUGUAUUGAUUCCUUUCCCUUCACCGACAAAGAUGGUAAUGAGAAAAUACGAAAACGAUUGCAAACUGGAGCAGUUCCGACGUUGAAUUUGCCAGUCAAACAAUUGGAUACGUUGCCUGGCACUUCGAUGCCGCAACAAAGAAGGAUUAUUGUUCGCCAUGAUGAGCCAUCGACGUCUUCUGGUGUGUCUCAAACCCCUACUUUCGAUGAUUUAAAAAAGUAUUUCAAACGCGACUAUCGGUAUUUGCGUGAUUGGACUACUGAUGUGACAGGCAAUGUUAUUAUCGUUGAAAUGCGUGAACCAGGAUACCUUGUACCGAGAUACCAUCUUGAAAUCGACGAAUCUUUGGAACUAACUAUUGCCGUUUAUGGAGCUACAGUGCCAAAUAGUUCUGCGUUAUUUCCCGAGAAUAAUUCUCGCCUGUGCAGUAAAUUCAAAGAUUUGCAUAAUCUGUUGUGUGGCCUUCAGAUCUGUUGUGGAGUUUCUGUCCUUGAGAAUGAGCCCAGUGUCAGUGAAACAUUCUUGCACGUAACGCCAUUGGUUGCUACCAAGCAACAGUCUUCUCCAGUGAAUUACUGCCAAACAAGAAGAUCCAUCAAGUGUGAGGUACUAGUUGAGCAGGGAACUGAUAAAUGUAAGCCGUGCUGUAAAUUUGAAGAGAAGAAGUCACAACCUAAGCCUGCCCUUCCUGCGAAAGCCAAAGCACCCCUGACUGCAUGUUCUUCUGCUAAAUUACAAGCAACAAUCCGAGAAGAGAGAGUUCAACUGAAAGAGUCGCAACUGAAAUGCAUGCAGCUAGAAGAUCGGUUGAAAAGAAUGGAGGAGGAAAUUAGUUCUCAUGGUGUUACACUUGAUGAUGAUGUCAGCAAUUCCUUCCUUGCAAUCCUCGACCAAACCAACCUGCAAACCUCCCCACACAUGAGGCUAGUGUUCGAGCAACAGCAGAAGGCAAUGAGGACUAACAAGCAUGCUCAGAGAUGGCAUCCACACUUUAUUGAGUUUUGCCUCUCCAUACAUGCAAAGUCCUCAUCUGUCUACAAUGAACUUAGAAAAAGUGAAAAGAAUCCAGAUGGAAUCCUUUACCUUCCCCAUGAGAGAACAUUGCGUGACUAUCGUAAUCACUUUAAACCUGGUGCAGGUUUUGUGUUGGAAAACAUUGAACUUUUGAAAUCAAUAACGAAGAACUAUGAGGGACCUGCCAGAUAUGUUGUGUUGGUGUUUGAUGAGAUGAAGAUAAAAGGAAGGCUUGUCUUUGACAAACACUCAGGGAAAUUAAUUGGGUUUACCUCUCUUGGUGAUCCUGAUUUAGACUUCUCGACAUUUGAAGAGCUGGAAGUAGCAACCCAUGUACUGGCAUUCAUGAUUAGAGGUGUGCAAACAACUCUAAAAUUUAUGCUUGUGUACUUUCUAACACAAACAGUGGUGUGA
Paramuricea clavata is the source of this 1665-nucleotide messenger RNA. The record is from the annotation of a GenBank genome assembly. NCBI's taxonomy places the organism in Eukaryota, Metazoa, Cnidaria, Anthozoa, Malacalcyonacea, Plexauridae.